Molecule: messenger RNA, 1786 nt
Organism: Papilio machaon (common yellow swallowtail)
Lineage: Eukaryota; Metazoa; Arthropoda; Insecta; Lepidoptera; Papilionidae
Product: esterase FE4-like
Exons: 4
Coding region: 57-1778 (573 amino acids)
Source: RefSeq, a predicted model, not a curated record
AAACUAUAGGAAACAUGAACCUUCACGCAUUGCAUUGCGGCUGAGACCGCAGAAGAAUGAUGACGUGCCAUUCAAUAAGGAUAAUGGAGUCACAUGCGAUUCUUGUCUUAUAUUUAUGUGUAUUAUCAGUGACGUGUUUAGCCCAGCAAAACAAUACUAAUGAAAGGAAUCCAAUUGUGACUGUAAGAGAGGGUAAGUUAAGAGGAAUUGCGGCUACUCUUUUGGACGGUACACCAUAUUAUAGUUUCAAAGGAGUGCCCUAUGCUUUGGCGCCAUUCGGGGAAUUACGGUUUCAGGCACCAUUGCCGCCAAGAAAAUGGGAAGGUAUCCGCGAUGCGAUCGAUCAUGGUCCUGUUUGCACUCAAUACGACCUUUCAAUAUCGCAAAUAGUGGAAGGUAGUGAAGACUGUUUAUUUGUCAACAUCUACACGAAAUCACUACGAGCGGAUGCAAAAAUUCCAGUAAUGAUUUUCAUUCACGGCGGCAGUUACAGUUUCAAUUCCGGCAAUUCUCAAACUUUUAGCCCUGAUUUGUUUCUAAGGCACAAUGUAAUAUUAGUGACGAUGAAUUAUCGCUUAGAAUUAUUAGGGUAUUUGGCUUUGGAUACUCCCGAAGUUCCAGGUAAUGCUGGCAUGAAAGAUCAAGUAGCCGCAUUACGUUGGGUUAAAGACAAUAUUGCGCAUUUUGGAGGCGAUCCUAAUAGCAUAACUCUUUUCGGAGAGAGUUCUGGUGGAAGUUCAGUUACUUCACAUCUUCUUUCACCAAUGUCCAAAGGUUUAUUUAACCGAGCGAUUGUAGAGAGUGGCACUUGCCUUCAAGAUUGGGCAAACGACAGGAAUGCCAAAGAAAGAGCAUUUAGAGCAGGAAAACUUUUAGGAAAAGAAACCAAUGAUACGAACGAACUAUUACAAUUCUUGCGUGGUCUUAAACCAACGCUACUUACAAACCUUGCUCAGAAGACUAUGACAACAGAGGAGACUUGGAGAGGAUUACCAGAUUACUUCGUACCAGUAGUUGAAAAGAAAUUCAAAGGUAUUACAGCUUUUAUUGAUGAAGAACCUGUGAAUAUUCUAGCUAAUGGUAAAGUGAACAAAGUUCCUCUCAUGAUCGGUUACAAUUCAGCCGAGGGUUUGACACUGAUUACUUUCCUGUUACCAAAACUUGGCUUUUAUAAUGAGAAUCCAUCGUAUCACGUACAAAGAGAAAUCGCGGAAAAGUUAUCACAGGAGAAACUAAGAGAAUUUGGAGAGAGAAUCAAACGAAUAUACUUGGGUAAUAAGAAUUUAACAAAAGACGAUCCACAAGCUAUCGAGCGUCUUGGAAGCGAUAUUCAUUUCUUUUACAACACGCACCGCUUUGCUCAUUUGUACAGUGCCGCAGUCAAACCUGUUUUCAUGUACAGAUUUAAUUAUGACACAGACUUAAAUAUAUUAAAAAAAAUCACCGGAUAUGCAGAAUUAGAAGGUGCAAGUCAUGGUGAUGAACUUUUCUAUUUAUUCUACAACUUUUUGAACAAGAAACCGUAUGACGAACAAGAAAAACUAAGACAAUUAGCUCUUAAAAUGACAACCUUAUGGACUAAUUUUGCUAAAACCGGGAAUCCUACGCCGGAUGAUAGUCUAGAUGCAAAAUGGCUACCCUACACAAGACGUGGUAAAGAAUUCUUUAAGAUCGAAGAUAUAAUGUCUAUGGGAAACUAUGCCAACGGAGAGAGGAUGAACUUCUGGAACGAAUUGUACAAGGAAGCCGGUGUUCCGUACAUCAAUGACAGUUGUUAAUCGAUCUU